Camellia sinensis is the source of this 735-nucleotide messenger RNA. NCBI's taxonomy places the organism in Eukaryota, Viridiplantae, Streptophyta, Magnoliopsida, Ericales, Theaceae. The record is from RefSeq and is a predicted model, not a curated record.
CCGGUUUAGUUGUUGAGGUGGGAUUCGCUGCCGUCGGGCUCCCUACAGCUUCGCCACUGCCGCAUUGCCUUCUUCGCCUCUCUCUCUUCUUUGCCUCCUUGUCGUCGCUCCUCGCCAUCGCCUUCUUACCUCCUCUCUAGAUCUUUGCCGGCGGCGUGUCUAGUUCAAUCGUUGACCUCCAAAUCUAGAUCCCAGAGAUUAGCAACGAUCCACACCAACAUGGCGAACACAAUGGCUCGGUCCUUUCUGCAAGUGGCAGCCACAGAGGAGGUCGCUCCCCCGCCUAGAGUCGUUCAGAUCGAGGGUCUGGUUAUACUGAAGAUUAUCAAACACUGCAAGGAGCUUUCCCCAGCUCUUGUCACAGGGCAACUUCUUGGGUUCGAUGUUGGCAGUGUUCUUGAAGUUACUAAUUGUUUCCCUUUUCCAAUUCGGGAUGAAGAUGAGGCGAUUGAAGCAGAUGGUGCCAAUUAUCAGCUUGAAAUGAUGAGAUGUUUGCGAGAAGUUAAUGUGGAUAAUAAUACUGUUGGAUGGUACCAAUCAACUCUGUUAGGAUCUUUUCAGACUGUGGAACUGAUUGAGACCUUUAUGAAUUACCAGGAGAAUAUAAGACGGUGUGUCUGUCUUAUCUAUGAUCCUUCAAAGUCUUCCCAGAGAUGUGUGAUAUUACAGAGUGUUUCAGGGUUUGCAGCUCUUAGAGAAAAGCUCUCAGAGAACGAAGAGGUUUCAACUAGUUAG